UGAUGUUCUGAUGGUCUGAUAACGAUCACUUUCUCUUCGUUUGGAUGAUCCAGAACUGCAGAAGCGUGACACACGUUCCAUAGAUUAUGAUAUGAGGAAAAACAUCCAGAGAUGACUGAAGUGGAGGCUGUUGUCACUGACUUUGCUGCCACGGGACGGACUGGUCGACGAAAUGCCCUGCCAGAUAUUUUAGAUUCUACUGCCGGUCCUGAAGCAGCAGACCUGCCAAACAAACUAGCAGACCUUACUGUAGGAGACAAUGCCAAGCAAGAAGGAGAAGGGCCAUCAUCAGCUGACCCAGACAGGGACCCUUCAGAAGGAAAGGACCAGGCAGAGGGCACAUAAUUUAAACCAUUACUGCUUAAAAUAGGACUAAAAAGAGGAGCAGAGACAGUACCAGAGUACCUCCUCCUGCCCUUAUGACCGGACAACUGCUACACCAUAGUCUGUGUUAUGCAAGAUCAGCAUCAUCACCUGUGGAUGAUACACCGCUGAGGGCUGAUGGAGGAGCAAAAACAUGUGUUUAUUAAAAAUUCAAUUUAAAGGCUCAGCAAUUGGGUGGUUUUAUACUUGGAUGGUAGUCAGAAACAUUGCAGCCCACCAGGUCCCAUCCCAUUAAUGGUGGGAAGAGAAUAUUCUAUUUUUUAGUUGAUUUAAAAACACAAUCGUUAAUCGGAUAGUAUUUUAAAUGUUGAUCUGUCUGUCUGUUUGCACAAUAACACAGCAUUUCAUUUGUUAUCAAGGGGACAACCUGCAAAACGUGGAUGCAAUCUGUAAAAAGUGGAUGCAAUUUUUAAACAGAUUGGAACACACUUCUUCUAUACUCCAGACACCCCACAAAAUGACCCAAAAACACAGAGAACAAUUCUUUAGCUCAUGAAAACAUUAUUUUUAUAAAUUUGGGGUUUGUUGUUGUUGUUUAUGUUCUGGAUGAAGAUCAGCUAAUAUUUUCCCCAGGUGGUUUAUGGAUGCCCAUACAAACACAUUUUCUUUCAGCACAAGUUCUGUUUCAUGUAUUUUGGCAGUCGGGGGCAGGCAAACUAUUUAUAAGAACACAGAACACAUAAUUUAUUUAUAUAUUUAUUAUUAUUAUUUUAACUUAUUCAAUAUUCAUAGUUUUCAUUUAUAUAAUAGUAUUUAUUUUCUAUGUUGGGCACCAGUACAACAAGCCAAAUUCCUUGUAUGUGAAAACUUACUUGGCAAGAUUUCAAAUUCUGAUUGUAAUUUUGUUGAGUUAUCACAAUCAAUAAAAUAAUUUUGGAGGCCAUGCCAAAAGUAAAUAAGCAUUUUAGAACAGCACUAAAUUAUGAAUCUAAUUUACUUAUUACUUAUUUACUUUUGUCCAGGCACAUUUGCAGAAAAGUAAACAUCUAAAAAGAAAUUUGUUUUAUCAUUCAGUCACAAAAAGGAACAGAAAUCAUAUAAAUUUUAAGGCUACCGUGACAAACAUGACCAUUACAAGUGUAUGUAAAUGUUUGACCUGAACUGUAGGACUCGAUCCAUGCUGUGAAUCCAGUGUAUCGUCUGUUUUGAGCUGUGUACCAAAUACUGCCAUGUUGUUAA
Messenger RNA from Trichomycterus rosablanca, 1563 nucleotides. RefSeq names its product protein kinase (cAMP-dependent, catalytic) inhibitor beta (gene pkib). The record is from RefSeq and is a predicted model, not a curated record. Gene Ontology annotation, molecular function: cAMP-dependent protein kinase inhibitor activity. The transcript is spliced from 3 exons. Lineage: Eukaryota; Metazoa; Chordata; Actinopteri; Siluriformes; Trichomycteridae. Gene Ontology annotation, cellular component: cytoplasm; nucleus. Bases 112 to 345 code for a protein of 77 amino acids. Gene Ontology annotation, biological process: negative regulation of cAMP-dependent protein kinase activity.